GGCCACACCCAAUACGUUAGUUCAGGGGCGGAGGUCGGAUGGCGCUGCAGCCAGUGCUAGUAAUCGUCCUCUGCGGCAAACGAAAGUCGGGGAAGGAUCACGUGGCAGAGAGACUCAAGCUGAUGUAAGUUGUCUAGCUACACAGCUCGCGCAGAUGCCGAAUGACGUGGCUUGGUACAGGCUAAAAGACGUUCUGGCGGUUCUGCAGCUUUCAAAACCUCUAAAGGAACAGUACGCAAAAGUACGUGAUGGCGGCUGGUUGUCACGUGAUCAUCACGUGCCUUGGCUGCGCACAGGAGCACGGUCUGGAUGCGGAACGGCUCCUGGACUCCUCCAGCUACAAGGAGACGUACAGGAGGGACAUGAUUCGAUGGGGGGAGGAGAGGCGAGACCGUGACCCCGCCCACUUUUGUCGGCUAGCAACAGCAGAAGCGGACAAGCCAGUUUGGCUGGUUUGCGAUGCUCGUCGGCCGACAGACAUGGACUACUUCACUUCGCACUACCCGACACUUACAGUGAAGGUGUGUGCUAGUGAGGAUGUGAGGAAGGAGAGGGGGUGGGUGUGGACAGACGGUGUGGACAACGCCCCCUCCGAGUGCGCCCUCGACGACUACUCCUGCCAGAUGUUGCUUAGCAACAACGGCGACAAUGUAAUGUUGACUCAGCAAUUAGAACAAAUAUGCGAUUUAGCGUUUAGUAAACUGAAAUUGUAAAAUAUAA
Geodia barretti is the source of this 720-nucleotide messenger RNA. NCBI's taxonomy places the organism in Eukaryota, Metazoa, Porifera, Demospongiae, Tetractinellida, Geodiidae. The record is from the annotation of a GenBank genome assembly.